This is a messenger RNA of Dipodomys ordii (Ord's kangaroo rat), 1417 nucleotides long. RefSeq names its product SMAD family member 6 (gene Smad6). Gene Ontology annotation, molecular function: I-SMAD binding; transcription regulator inhibitor activity. Lineage: Eukaryota; Metazoa; Chordata; Mammalia; Rodentia; Heteromyidae. The record is from RefSeq and is a predicted model, not a curated record. Gene Ontology annotation, cellular component: heteromeric SMAD protein complex. Gene Ontology annotation, biological process: regulation of transcription by RNA polymerase II; anatomical structure morphogenesis; cell differentiation. The coding region runs from base 1 to 1275 and encodes 424 amino acids. The transcript is spliced from 5 exons.
AUGGGUGUGAGGUCGCGAUCAAUGGCCUCUCCCCAGAGAACGCAGCGUGUCCUGCCACUUACCUGGCUUCAGCCGGAGGCCGGCGCCGAGGGCUCCCCCCUAGACGUGGCCGAGCCGGGAAGCCCAGGCUGGCUGCCCGAGAGUGACUGCGAGACGGUGACCUGUUGUCUCUUCUCGGAGCCCACCCCCGCCGGUGCGCCCCGGGACGCGGGCGCCCCCCUGGCCGGGGCCGCCCCGGAGCCGGAGAGUAGCGGGCGGAGCCGCGAAGCCCGCUCGCGGCUGCUGCUGCUGGAGCAGGAGCUGAAGACCGUCACGUACUCGCUGCUGAAGCGGCUCAAGGAGCGCUCGCUGGACACGCUGCUGGAGGCGGUGGAGUCCCGCGGCGGCGUGCCGGGCGGCUGCGUGCUGGUGCCGCGCGCCGAUCUCCGCCUGGGCGGCCAGCCCGCGCCGCCGCAGCUGCUGCUCGGUCGCCUUUUCCGCUGGCCCGAUCUGCAACACGCCGUGGAGCUGAAGCCCCUGUGCGGCUGCCACAGCUUCGCCGCCGCCGCCGACGGCCCCGUCGUGUGCUGCAACCCCUACCACUUCAGCCGGCUCUGCGGGCCAGAAUCACCGCCACCCCCAUAUUCUCGGCUGUCUCCUCGGGACGAGUACAAGCCACUGGAUCUGUCCGAUUCCACAUUGUCUUACACUGAAACGGAGGUCACCAACUCCCUCAUCACUGCUCCGGGUGAAUUCUCAGACGCCAGCAUGUCUCCAGAUGCCAGCAAGCCGAGCCACUGGUGCAGCGUGGCGUACUGGGAGCACCGGACGCGGGUGGGCCGUCUCUACGCCGUGUGUGAGCAGGCCGUGAGCAUCUUCUACGACCUACCUCAGGGCAGCGGCUUCUGCCUGGGCCAGCUCAACCUGGAGCAGCGCAGCGAGGCCGUGCGCCGCACCCGCAGCAAGAUCGGCUUCGGCAUCGUGCUCAGCAAGGAGCCCGAUGGUGUGUGGGCCUACAAUCGGGGCGAGCACCCCAUCUUUGUCAACUCCCCAACAUUGGAUGCACCCGGAGGCCGCACCCUGGUUGUGCGCAAGGUACCGCCAGGCUAUUCCAUCAAGGUGUUUGACUUUGAACGCUCCGGGGUGCUGCGCGCUGAGUUCGAGUCCACUGAUGGCCCCUAUGACCCCCACAGUGCCCGUAUCAGCUUCGCCAAGGGCUGGGGACCCUGCUACUCAAGACAGUUCAUCACCUCGUGUCCCUGCUGGCUGGAAGUCCUUCUCCACAAUCACAGAUAGAGCGAGCUGCCUGCCGCCAACACCACCACCGCCGCCACCACCACCGUCCCCCAACUUCCAGACCCAGGGGUGCCCCAUGGACGAACCCCUCACCCCUACCCCAUAUCAUCUACCUAGAUUUAAUAUAAAGUUUUAUAUAUUA